Aureobasidium subglaciale EXF-2481 is the source of this 1872-nucleotide messenger RNA. RefSeq lists its product as uncharacterized. NCBI's taxonomy places the organism in Eukaryota, Fungi, Ascomycota, Dothideomycetes, Dothideales, Saccotheciaceae. The coding region runs from base 1 to 1872 and encodes 623 amino acids. The transcript is spliced from 2 exons. The record is from RefSeq and is a predicted model, not a curated record.
AUGUGGCUUGGAAAUACGCUAUGGCUCUUUGUAUGGCUUCAGUUACAUCAAGUCGCCGCCAUCAAAGAGAUUUACACAUGGCGAAAUUCCACCUUCUCCCCUAGAUCUUCUUCAGACAACCAAACUACCACACUUACUACAAUCAUAUCGACAUCGACAUUAUUCAGUACGAUAUCUUCGAAUCCUAACGAAACGUCAUUUGCAAUAUCUACGAUAAGCUCAUUGACCACUAUCAUUGAGUAUACAACAAUAUCUGCAGACUUACCAUUGUCUGCAUCUACCAAAAGCAGUCUCUCAACCGCAAAUCUGAGUAAUGCUACCUCCUCGACGACAUCGAGCUUGUCUCUGUCGUCCAUUGUCACCUCAUCUUUCGGCUCUUCCGCCACCGUAACCUCAGUGCCUACGACCAUGUCUACCUUGAAGUCUACGAGCAGCAGAUCUACCAAUACCUCGAUAUCUUCGUCGUCCUUCGCGUCGUCUUCUGUAUCACCAUCUUCAUCGCCCGUCUCGAGCACGACCACUGCCCUUCUCCUGCUCACCUCUGCGACUGUUGCUGUUAGCCAAGCUAUCAUACCUGGAGUGGCAGCUGAAGCCUCGAACACCGGGCUACAAGUGGUGUCAGCAGCACCUUCGAGCAACGCAUCGACGUCUUCUUCAUCUUCUACUUCUACAGCGGCUCCGUUGACUUCGACUUCGUCUACAGCCAACAGAGCCAUCUCCUCAGCAUCAGAAACUAUAUCGGAGCCAACUGCAAGCAGUGUUUCAGAAACAAACGCGCAGAGCACGCCUGCCACCAGCAGUGUAGUACCGAGCACGACCGAGGCUUCAAGUUCUAUAGCUUCGUCCGUACCCAGUACGACGUCGACGCCUGCUAGCAGUACAGAGCCGAUGAGUAGCUCAAGCAGCAUCACGUCCAUCUUGACUGCAUCAGGAUCACCAAGCGCCACUGCAUCGACCUCGAACGCAAUUCCAAGCUCGAAUCUUGUCCUUCCCACCACCUCCGAGUCUCAGUCCCCGACUUUAAUCUCUUCUUCCUCGACCGUCGUCUCCUCCUCGCGCUCGUCGACCGCUACUGCAACAGCCACUUCAGACUCAAACACUUCAAAUCCCAGCGCCACGCCUGUAAACAAAUCAACCUCACACAAACUCUCCUCCCAAGAGAUCGCCGGUAUAUCCUUCGGCGCUGUCGCAGCCGCCUUGAUUCUCUUCCUCCUCCUCUUCGCACUUUAUCGCCGCCACAGAGCUCGUAAAUCCACUACCGCUGCAGCUAUAAAGGACGAGCACAACUCCUUCCCCGAAAGCGCAUGGCUGUACGAUCCUCGUAUGACGCCUUCUCCCGCCGUUGCUGCUGCAUCUUCGCGCAGUCCGGUGAGCAGUAUGCAUUCUAGUAUCUCGAGUAGUGCGAGUAGAAGGAAUUCAAGACUACUUUCUGCUAUCGCGACGCCUGCACUAUUGCCGAGACGUCAGGUCAGUAAUCCAGUAGGGAGAGCAUUGACGUCCAAUCCUCCUGCUGCAGCAUCUACAAACCAUCGUCCCUCAUAUUCAGUGCCGGAGUUCAAACUCUUGCCUCCCACGCCUUCUGCUGCUGUGUCUUCGACAUUGUUUUCGAGUCCCGUUAGUCCUAUUGAGGAAUCGCCCGUCACUCCCAAGGAAACAAAGAGGGAGAGUCUUCCGGCGAUCUUGAAGAUUGGUGGGGGCAGAAAGAGACCUGUUACUGCUGCAUCUAUGGGAACGCAGGUCACUUCUAGUCCUAAUAAGCCGUUGCCUGCUAGACCUGUGAGUAUGGGCAAGAAUAGACCGUUUAGUUUUGAGGUUGGUGAUGAUGGGGCUCAGCAGGCUCAGCAGGCUCAGCAGUGCGGGAUUGCAAAGUGA